Molecule: messenger RNA, 1422 nt
Organism: Fukomys damarensis (Damara mole-rat)
Lineage: Eukaryota; Metazoa; Chordata; Mammalia; Rodentia; Bathyergidae
Gene: Neurod1
Product: neuronal differentiation 1
Exons: 2
Coding region: 136-1206 (356 amino acids)
Biological process (GO): nervous system development; regulation of DNA-templated transcription
Molecular function (GO): protein dimerization activity
Source: RefSeq, a predicted model, not a curated record
GCUAUAAAACCGAGCGCCGCGCCGCCGGGACACGAGGAACUCGCCCACGCAGCAGGCACGGCGUCCGGAGGGAGGCCCGGGGGUUAUGAGCCGCUCACUGCUCAGGACCUGCUAACGACGACAGGAAAGGGAAACAUGACCAAGUCGUACAGCGAGAGCGGGCUGCUGGGCGACCCUCAGCCGCAGGGGCUCGCGAGCUGGACGGAUGAGUGUCUCAGUUCUCAGGACGAGGAACACGAGGCGGACAGGAAGGAGGACGACCUCGAAGCCAUGCACGCGGAGGAAGAGUCGCUGCGGAACGGAGGGGAGGAGGAGGACGAAGACGAGGACCUGGAGGAAGAGGAAGAAGAGGAGGAGGAAGAGGAUGAGCAAAAGCCCAAGAGACGCGGCCCCAAAAAGAAGAAGAUGACCAAGGCGCGGCUGGAGCGUUUUAAGCUGAGGCGCAUGAAGGCGAACGCGCGCGAGCGGAACCGCAUGCACGGGCUGAACGCUGCGCUAGACAACCUGCGCAAGGUGGUGCCCUGCUACUCCAAGACCCAGAAGCUGUCCAAGAUCGAGACGCUGCGCCUCGCCAAGAACUACAUCUGGGCGCUCUCGGAGAUCCUGCGCUCCGGCAAAAGCCCUGACCUGGUCUCCUUCGUGCAGACACUGUGCAAGGGCCUGUCGCAGCCCACCACCAACCUGGUUGCCGGCUGCUUGCAGCUCAACCCUCGGACUUUUCUGCCCGAGCAGAACCAGGACCUGCCGCCGCACCUGCCGGCCGCCAGCGCUUCCUUCCCCGUGCACCCCUACUCCUACCAGUCUCCGGGGCUGCCCAGCCCUCCCUACGGCACCAUGGACAGCUCCCAGGUCUUCCACUUGAAGCCGCCGCUGCACGCCUACAGCGCCGCUCUCGAGCCCUUCUUCGAAAGCCCCCUGACUGAUUGCACCAGCCCCUCUUUUGACGGACCCCUCAGCCCUCCGCUCAGCAUCAAUGGCAACUUCUCUUUCAAACACGAACCGUCCGCCGAGUUUGAAAAAAAUUAUGCCUUUACCAUGCACUAUCCUGCAGCGACCCUGGCAGGGGCCCAAAGCCACGGAUCAAUCUUCUCGGGCGCCGCUGCCCCUCGCUGCGAGCUCCCCAUAGACAAUAUUAUGUCCUUCGAUAGCCAUUCACAUCAUGAGAGAGUCAUGAAUGCCCAGCUCAAUGCCAUCUUUCACGACUAGAGGCGCGUCCGUUUCACCAUGCCUGAAACGAACUCCCUGCGCCCACAGCGACUGUCCUGUUUACAAAAGGCAGCCUCUCGCUACCACUGCUGCAAAGUGCAAAUACUUCGAGCUUCACGUGAUAUAUGUAUUUAUUGUCGUUACUGCCUUUGGAAGAAACAGGGGAUCAAAGUUCCUGUUCACCUUAUGUAUUAUUUUCUAUAGCUCUUCUAUUUU